AUGGUGACCCCGACCCUGUCGACCGCGGCGCUACCAUUACCGCGGCGUCCUCGGACGAUGCCGCCCCACAUCAGAGAAGGGUACUUUGGCGACGCCCUCGGGUGCCGCAAGACCAAAGACCUCGUCCCCCUGGCGUCCACAGGCCCCCCUGACUUGUGCCAUGUCGCCAAAUACGUCGGGUCGCACCUGCUGACGUUUUUAAACCACGAUUUCGUUGUCGGCGACGAGCGGCGUUCCCGCGACGACGAAGGCUAUAUUGGCUACUACCACUACGUCAACGGGCUCGACACCACCGAAAUUGACGACUACAUAUUCCAUUUGCUCGGUCUUGUGAGCAACGGCGACGGCGAGUGGAGGUUCUCCACAAAGGAGGAAAGAAAACGCGAAUUGGUCGUCACCUACUGCCUGUACAACGUGUUUCUGCGCCAGGAUUUCAGAGUACGGAUCGUGGUGUACCCUGGCCGCAAGAAUACCGCUCAUAUCGAUAAACUGUACCAGUUAGUUGGCGUUACCAAGACUCAGCUGUUUAAUGCUACCACGAUCCACGAGCUUCCCCCCCAAUUCUGGGACGAGUUGAAGGCGUCACAAGUGCUUAGAGUGCUUCUAAUGGGCGAUAGUCCCGGCGAUCAGGUGGUGGGGCUCUGUUCAUACCCUGAUUACUUUGUGUCUCCAGAAUCACUCCAGGGAGCCGCCUAUACGCUUGUGAGACAACUACCUCGAGGGUACUUGGCAGGGUGGGACCCUAGCCACGGUGCUCCAACUAAUUGCGGCAACGCCGGCGAUAAAAAGACCAAUUUUUACCGCAAUUACUUGGUGGACGGAUUGGUAAGGCUAUGCGAGCUUGAUCCGCUGGGCGCCGUGACCCAGUUUGUCAUUGAUGAAAUUAACGCUGAAUACGAUGAAGGGGAGUUUGAUUGGGUCAAACUACAGGUGUACAAGUACACCCAGGGCACUAAUAAGGAAAGAGCCUACUUGGAGCUUAUCCACAACUAUCUCAGCCAGUACCCGCUCUAUACCACCCACCUGGGGCUUGUAUUGUUGGACCAAGUCCAGUUCUUGCUUACCAAACGCCACUACCGGCUAGCAUUGACCCUAUGCCAAAAAUGUGUGCUGAUCCUCCCCCUUGACUUCGACUGCUGGUACACGUUAGCGGUGUGCUAUGUACUUAACGGCGACUUUGGCCAAGCUCUCCUCAUGGUCAAUCUGUUGCCAGUGGUGAUUAAAGCCGCUCCUCGCCGGUAUGACGAUUUUUACGUGCACACGUUUACACAGCGCAGCGGCGUCGACGAGGCGAUUCUGGAACGCACAUUCAACGAGUACUUCCCUGAACCGGAUACUCCCGGUUUGGUAACCAAGCUCUGGCGGGAUCCGUACGUGUUUCAUCCUCAUUUACGUCACCCGAUGGUAGGGCCAUGGUACCAGCUGCCGUUAGUACUGUGCUCAGUUAAGGAGGUGGCCUCAGUCAAUCACAACUUAGUCCGCUUGGCGCUGGCAGCACUGACGCGUCAACAGUUGUGUGCCCAGCUGCUGGGGCUGAAGAUGGUGUCGGUGCUUGACUUCGACCGCAAACUGACGUGGGGCCGGGCCUACGACCUUGUGAGUAUGAUUGUGGCCAUGGCCGGGUGGGACCAGGUGAUGGAGCUUAAGCAGCUGGUAUUUCAAGGCCAUUUGGAUAAGAUCGAAGUGGUUAACGAGGCUGACGUCGGCAGACCUCAGUGCGAGCCGUGGCUCGAUACUUUAUUUGCCGUGCUUUAUGAGGACCUUAAAGUGGUCAUGGCGGAAACUAGCCAGGAAAACCAGAGCCGGCUGGCGGCGCUGUGGCUCAUGACGGGUCUUUUAGGGUGGGUGACUAAACAAAACCUCCGAGAACUGAUCCUGGCGCUCGUCACGGCCGUCGUCGGGGCUACUGAGGGAGGCAAUUUCGAUUAUUUUGGCACCGUGCAAUUGCUUGAGAUCUACAACGAGUUCGUGUUGCUGGAAUACGGCGAUACCAAAGUGGAUACUCUCCACGAUUUGGGCCCGCGUUUCUUUACCAAUAAGUUGAUCGUGCGGCUGGUAUCCACUGACGUCUACGACCAGUUUGUCAAACAGUUGGAACGAGACUAUUUCUCGCUUGAAUUUGUCGUCCUCCACUUGAUGAGACUAGCGCUGUUUCUGGUGAGAUGGUACCAGUACUUCCCGUCCUAUUUGGUGGUGCGCGUGCUUAGUAAGCUCUUACUCAGACACGACGCCAUGGUGGUGCGGACGACGUUUAGAGUGGUGUUUGAACAGCAUAAACGCCGCCCGGCGCUGCUGCUGCGGGGGUGGUUUGGUACCAGCAAAAAGAAGGAGGAAACUCCGUGGCUUUUCGCCGAAUCGGAUACCGUGUUGGCGUACAUGGAGGGGCUCGUCACUUGGCUCGAACACCUCCGCAGUAUAUAG
Diutina rugosa is the source of this 2421-nucleotide messenger RNA. It is a transcript of the gene CHS6, whose product is annotated as Chs6p. Gene Ontology annotation, biological process: Golgi to plasma membrane transport. Lineage: Eukaryota; Fungi; Ascomycota; Pichiomycetes; Serinales; Debaryomycetaceae. Gene Ontology annotation, cellular component: exomer complex. The transcript has a single exon. The record is from RefSeq and is a predicted model, not a curated record. The coding region runs from base 1 to 2421 and encodes 806 amino acids. Gene Ontology annotation, molecular function: protein binding.